UCUCUCGUUUGUCUUAUAUUAUUGCUAUAAAUGUAUAUUUUCGUUUUCUCCGUAACUUUUCGCAGCUGAUUUUCCAUUCAAUUUACGCUUCUUCUCUCCGGAUUCAAUUGAUUGCUGCAUUUUCCGGCAUUGGCGUCGGCAAACUUGCUCCGGCUACUUCUUUUGACCAGGUUUCAUUUACGAUUAAUUGAAAGCGAAUAUGACUGUGGAUGAAGUGACGGCCGUGCAUGUGGUGGAGGAGGCGGCGGCAUCGUCUUCGUCCAAGGUUGAGAUUGCGGUGGAGGAAGAUCAGGUGAAGAAGAAGAACGGAAAGGAAGACCGUUCGAAUGGCGUCAAUGGGAGGACUGUCAGGGAAGACACCAACGGUGGCGGUGAUUAUGUUUUCGUUAACGGAAACGACGGCGAAAAUGGAGAUCCAGUGGAGUCGGAUCUUGAGAAAAAUGGCAAUGGCAUUGGCGGAGUAGAUCAGGGGUUUGAGUGUGUGGAGACUGAAGGAGAAGCGAAAUCUAAAACUGAUUUGGUUAAGGAUUUGAGAGAAGAGGAUGACUCUUGUAUUGAAAUUGUGGAUCAGGACAAGGAAUCGUUGGAAUUGUGCCACGUGGAGGCUCUUGUUGAUGAACAAAAAUCAGGGGAUCUUGUUCAAAGUGUUUCUGUUUCUGCUAUUAAUGCUGAAAACGGAGUUUCAGAAACUGCCAUGGCUGAUCAGUAUGGAGUUUCUGAAUCAGCUGAAGAUGUUUCUGAUGAUAUGAAUAUAGUUGAACACACUGUUUUAGAAGCUGCUGCUGUUGACUCCAGUGAUAAACAGAGUGAUGAGAUUUAUUCUGUCUUUGGCCCUGAUGUCAAUGUUCUCGAUUUCAGGUCAAAGGGGAAUGAGGAAUCUGAAAUGGCUGUAGCUGAUGCUAGUGAUUGCAAUGGAGACGAUUUAGCUAAUGAUAGAGCUAAGGCCAUCGUGUCUGAAGCCAAUGAUAUUGAUUCCAGGUCAAAAGAGAAUGAGGGCUCCGAAAUGGCUGUAGCUUCUGAUGGUGAUUGCAAUGGAGAUGGUUUAGCUAAUGAUGGUGCUAACACCAAUGUGUCUGAGGCCAAUGUUCUGGAUUUCAGGUCAAAAGAGAAUGAGGGCCCUGAAAUGGCUCUAGCUGAUGAUGGCGAAUCUGAUGAUAAUACCUGGGCCACUGUCUCUGAAGCCCAUGUUAUUGAUUCCGGGUCAAAAGAGACUGAGGGCUCUGAAAUGGUUGUAGCUGAUGAUGAUGAUUGCAGUGGAGAUGGUUUAGCUAAUGUUAGUGCUAAGGCCACUGUCUCUGAAGCCAAUGUUCUCGAUUCAGGGUCGAGAGAGAAUGAGGACUUGGAAAUGGUUGUAGCUGAUGAUGACGAUUGCAAUCAAGAUGGUUUAGCUAAUGAUAUAGAUAAGGCCACUGUCUCUGAAGCCAAUGUUAUCUAUUCGAAGUCAAAAGAGAAUGAGGGUUCUCAAAUGGCCAUAGCUGCUGAUGACAGUUGCUAUGGAGACGGUUUAGCAAAUGAUAGUGGUUCCACUGUUUCUGAAGCUAGUGUUCUCGACUUCAGGUCAAAAGAUAAUGAGAGUUCUGAAAUGUUUGUAGCUGAUGAUUGCAAUGGAGAUGGUUUAGCUUAUGAUAGUGCUAAGGCCACUGUUACUGAAGAUGCUGCUGAUUCCAUUUCCAGGAAUGUACAGAACAUGGUUUUUGAAUUGCCUGUAACUGAUGAUGGGGUUACUACCAUCUCUGUCUCUGACUGUGAUGGGGAUUGUUUACCUGACAUUAGGGAAAAGGACUCAGUUUCAGAAGCUGUUCUUGUUGAUUCUGUGGCCAAACAGAAUGAGUCCUCUAACAGUGUCUCUAAAGGUAAUGGAGACAGUCCUGAACAAAAUGGAAUCUCUGAAAUUCCUGAGAUGGUGCCACAAGAUGUUUCUGGAAAUGGAUCAGUUAAAGUUGGGGAAAGUUUAACAGCAGCUGAUGAGUCUCCUGUGGAAAGUGGUUUGGGCUUAGAGCAUGUUACUGAACGAGAUUCGGGCUCGGUAGCUGAUACUAAUUUAGAAAAAGAAACUGUGAGUGGUUCUUUCUCCGAUGAAUGUGGAGAGGCCUUGCAGGAUGUUCACACCCAGGAUGGCAUUUCAGAGACGGUUCAGAUCAACAAUUCUGUUGAUUCAAGUAAGUCUUCUAAACUCGUGGAAAGCUUUAUCUCCCCUAUUACAAAUAAGAAUGUGCAUAUAACUGUUCAAGGGGUUCUAAGUGAUACAAUAGCUGAUGUUGUGGAAGGCACAUCCUCCACAGUUGUACUCCACAAUAAUGCACCUGUUGAAAGUGGUGUUAGUGAUACUACGACUGAAACCUUUUUGCCGCCUUCUGUUGAUGAUGAGAAACUAGAAACUGACGUCAUUGAGUUGGAUGAGAAUAGCGGAGUUGGAUUUGAGAAUUCGGAGAUAGAUAUAAAGGAUGAGAGUGGUUCUAUUGAUGAUAAUUUUAAGUCAAGAUGCUUGAACAAUGGUGAUGGUUCUAUGUUAUCUGAAGAGGCUGAGAUUUCUAAAGUGCUUGUUGAAUGCCAUAGCACUGAAACCGAUGAAAAAUUGGUGGAUGUGGUUGAUGUUCAAAGUGAUAGUAACUCGGCUACUGUAAGUAAUGAUGAGAAAGCACCUGCUGCAACUGAAAAAUUGUCUGCUGCAGAUAUUUCUGACAGUGAUGAACUUGUAUAUGAAUCUAGAGAAUCAGAUUGUGAUGCUAACAAUAAUGAACAGACUCGUGCUCUCAUAAAGGAUGGAAUUCAGUUUGGUACUGUUACAUGUCAACAGUCAGAAGAACCAAAAGGCCUUGAUGAGGUUGAAAGGAAAAGUCCAUUUUACUUCUUGAUUAGGGUCCCAAGAUAUGAUGAUGAAAAUUUAAAAGAAAAAAUCAGGCUUGCUCAAAUUAGAGUUGAGGAGAAAACUCAAAGUCGGGAUGCCAUUCGAACUGAAAUACAAAAGAUGAGGGUAAUUUGCAAGAAAUAUGGUGAUAAUGUCGAGGCUGCCAUAUCCCAAGAAAGAGCAAUACGAGAUCUGUAUAGGUCCAAACGCCAAGAAAUAGACUCUAUUCAAUCUAUGAUGAACAUUGAGGAUAUUGAUGCCCAGAUAAGAAACAUGGAACACAUGAUACAGCAUGAAACCAUGCCUCUUAAGGAUGAAAAACAGUAUAUUCAUCAGAUCAAGCAAUUUAAGCAAACUCGUGAACGGAUCUCUUCUAAUAUGGUUAGGCAGGAUGAAGUUCGGCAGGGUUCGGACCAAAAAGACCAAAUUAAAGAGCGCAUGAAGUCUUUAAAGAAGGAAGCAGACCAAUUGAAGGUCAAUCUCCUGAAGGAUGAAGCAGCCACCAAGGCUGCUAGGAAAGAGUAUCAUGAUGAAGCUGAAAAGAUAAACAAAUUGCAGGUCCAGUUCAAAGCUGCUGAUGACAUCCGCCAAGAAGCAUAUUCACAGUUGCUGAGUUUGAAGAAACAAUCAUAUGAGAAGAACAAAUUUUUUUGGCAGUACAAGGAUGAUGCAAAGGCAGCAAAUGAUUUGGCCUUGAAAGGGGACAAAGAGGCACUUCAAAAUCUGUGUGUUGACCAGGUUGAGAAAGUUAUGGACUUGUGGAACAACAACGAUGAAUUCCGUAAAGAAUACAUCCGAUGCAAUGUCGGAAGUAUAUUAAGGAGACUGAGGACAUUUGACGGCCGUGCACUUGGUCCUGAUGAAGAGCCAUCUGUAAUUCCUCAAGUAGUAAACGAAAGAGUUGCCAAGGAUCACACUGUGUCCAACUCAACUUUGGUAGAACAAACACAAGAGAAAACAGCUCCUGCCGUGGAGCAAAAGAAUCAGAUAAGUAAAUCAGAAAAGUCCACGAAACCUGUUCCUCCAGCAAGUGGUUCAACAACUGCUUCUAGCAGGGAAACAAUUGAAGCAGCAGAAGAAGAAAAACCAAAGAUAACAAAGGAGGAAGAGGAAAGGCUUAGGAAGGAAGAGGAAUUGAGGAAGGAAGAGGAAGCAGCUAAAUUGAGGGAGCAGCGUCGGCUGGAGGAGAUAGCUAAAGCUAAGGAGGCAAUAGAAAGGAAGAGGCAAAACGCAGAGAAGGCCCAAGCUCGGGCUGCACUAAGAGCUCAGAAAGAAGCUGAACAGAAAGAGAAGGAACGAGAAAAGAGGGCAAAGAAGAAGGAAAGAAGAAAGGGAGCUGCAGCAGCAGUAGUGGAUGCAAGUGUUACAGAUGAAACCGAAUCCGCACCAACUUUGGAAACUCCACAAGAUUCUGAAAAAAUUAAAGAGAAACCAGUAACGGUGGCAAAGAGGUCUCAAAAGCCAUCUCAGUUCACAAAGCAGACAAAGGCGAAAUCCAUUCCACCGCCACUUCGUAACCGUGGCAGGAGAAAGAUGCAGCCAUGGAUGUGGGUUCUCCUUACAUGCUCGGUAAUAUUCGCUUUGUUUCUGGUCGGAAACUAUAACUUCUCAUUCAACUUUGGGCUUCUGCAGAAGUUUUAAACUAGUAAACAUAUACACGUGUAUUGGUUUGGCUUAAUAAGUAGGCAAAGUAAUUAAACAUAGACCCGGUGGAUAUAUCCAUAUUUGAUAUAGGCAAUUCUUUUGUGCAAUCAGGGUGGGGUUUUUAUUUUAUUUUAUUUU
Hibiscus syriacus is the source of this 4630-nucleotide messenger RNA. Its product is annotated as dentin sialophosphoprotein-like. Lineage: Eukaryota; Viridiplantae; Streptophyta; Magnoliopsida; Malvales; Malvaceae. The coding region runs from base 200 to 4489 and encodes 1429 amino acids. The transcript has 12 exons. The record is from RefSeq and is a predicted model, not a curated record.